Molecule: messenger RNA, 2761 nt
Organism: Gopherus flavomarginatus (Mexican gopher tortoise)
Lineage: Eukaryota; Metazoa; Chordata; Testudines; Testudinidae
Product: syntaxin-binding protein 4-like
Exons: 23
Coding region: 26-2224 (732 amino acids)
Molecular function (GO): protein binding
Source: RefSeq, a predicted model, not a curated record
GCCGAGUGACUGCGGGCCGCGGAGCAUGUCCUAUCUGCGGCCCCCGGGCAGGGACCUGGAGCGCUUCGACGGGCUCUCUCUCAUUUACUGGACACUCAUGGGACCAUAUGGAAUGGAUCGAACAGUGCACUGCAUUGAUUUCUAUGACUGUGCAAAUGGGCUUGGUAUUAAGGUAAUCGGUGGCAUCAAGGAGUUGACAAGAGAAGAAUAUGGAGUUUAUGUAAAGAGGAUCCUACCAGGGGGCGUGGCUUAUGCUGAUGGACGCUUGCAGCCAGGAGACCAGAUCUUGGAGGUCAACGGAGAUUCUUUGAUUGGAGUCACGAGUGAGAGAGCUGUGGAUAUUCUCAGGACAGCCUCUGCCACCAGCCACAUGCGCCUUCUAAUAGCUCGAGAUGAUGAUGCCAGGAGAGAGUUCUCUGAGCUGCUGGAAAAGUUUGGAUCUCAUAGCAACACAGAAUCGGCACGGAGUUCUCCUGUUCACCACGGCGGCAGUAGAUAUUUGGAAAGUACAUCCUCGGGGUCUUCGUCACGUUCCCAGAGUCCUCUGCUGCUGAGCCCUGCAAAUUCUCAUGGCCCAAUCAUUGGAAACUCGGCACAUUCCCCACACUCAAUCUCGCACUACUCCCUUGAAUCAGGGAUUCAGUGCAUCUCCAUAGCAAAAUCCUCUGGGUUGGGAUUGACGAUCAGUGGCGGAUCUAACAGGCCAGAGGGUCCCAUGAUUUAUGUUCAAGAGCUUAUGCCAGAAGGGGACUGUUACAGAGAUGGGCGGCUCCGGCCUGGUGAUCAGCUAAUUGCCAUCAAUAAAGACUCUUUGGUGGGCAGCACAUAUGAAGAGGCCAGAAAAAUACUUGCAAAAACCAAAUUCAGACAUGAGGGAAACACAGAAGUGGCCUUUAUUCCUGGAAGGGGACGGUUACAUCCCGGACUCUCGGUUCAUAACAGCAUCCAAUCGCCACCUCCUAAGGCCAUGGGGAAUGGUCUUAGCUCUUGCAGGUUGAAAGUCCAUGUGAGGUCACCUGAGACCAGACAAGAAAAUCUCUUUCCUGUGCCUUCUCCAUCACCAGACAUUUGCCCCCCAGAGCUCACAAUAUCUGCACCUGCUUCACCCUCUAGUCAGAGAGUGGCUUCAGGCAGCAAACCGAAAGUAGCGCUGGAUCCCCAUAUUCGACUCAAGGAUGGGAAACUCGAAUUGAGCCUGACCUGGGUGUACAGGGCUAUUAAUAGAAACGUGAGUCAUAGUUCAGUGAUCACAGAUUCGCAGGGAACAGUGGCCUACGGAGAUUUUCUUCAAGCACUCAGGGAUCUGCUGCAAGAUGAGCUGGAGGAGGCUGGCCUUGAUGCCAGUUCUGUGCUCUUCACUCAGCAUGAAGUGGCCAGUUUGUUGGAUACAUCUGCUUUUCACUCUCUGUCUUUUGAUUCCGUCAGCUGUACCAACGGUGAGGAACUGGAACAGCUUCAACUGGAAAUGACAGAUCUGCGGCAGGAAGUCCAGAGGCUGAAGUCUCUUCUGAAGGAGGUGGAAAGCAGCAAGAAGUCAAUGGAAUAUGAACUUCAGAGACUGAACCAGAAGGCGCUGGACUUUCUGUCUGAGAACCGGACCCUGCACAGCAAGCUGCAGGUGGCGGAGGUGGUGCAGCAGCAAGCCCACAGUGCAGAGCAGGACUAUGAGGAAGUGAUCCACCUGCUAGAGGCUGAAAUUACUGAGCUGAAAACUCAGCUGGUAGGGAAGAAAACAAAGCAUGUCUCCGAAGCAGAGGGAGACAUUCUGGAGCUGAAAAGACGGCUGUCCCUGGCAGAUGGCCAGUUGCGGAAAUCUGAAGUCAUGCGGAAGCACUUGGAAAUCUGCAACAGGAAGCUGCUCCUGUUUGUGCAGAAUGUUCACAGGGUCCUGAGCACACCCAGCCAGCUACCAGAUGAGACAAGAGUCAACAGUCGGACAGAGGAGGAUAAAACAGAAGCAAUCUCGGAUGCGUCUCUUCCAUCUCCAGAUUUCCUGGACCUGUUGAUAUCAGAAGCUAAAGAAUUGUUGGAGCCCAUCCUCGCUGACACGACAAAGGAUGUAUUGCCAUACAACUGGGACGAGUGCCUGAGUGAGGAGGGAUGCCUAAACUACAAGGACCAUCUUCAUCAGAAAACCACAUGGCCCCCUCCUCCGACCCACAGCAAGAGUGAUGAGCCACAGCCCUCGAGCCCAACCAAGGAACUGCCUGAGAAGACUACAUAAAUCUCCUGAGAUGCACUCCUAUGCAUAACCAUGUAUAUUCAUAACACAGAUGCUCUGCUGGGAGACAGACAGGAUGCAGAAUGGAUGGUUCGGUGUCCAAGCAGAGCAGAAAAUCCAUGAGUUUUCUGCUGAAACACUGAUUCUUCUGACUAGCCAGCUAAGACUUAAGCAGCAAACCCACCCGCAUGGCUACCUCUGAAUUAUUAUACAAGGCUGUUCUCUCUUGGUUCUUCAGCUUUAUAGACAACAGGAAAGUUAUCACUGAGGGGAUGUGAAUGCAUGGACCCCACAGGCAGGCAGCCUUUAGAGCUGGCAUUCUAUACAGUAAGAGGAGCAUGGGCUAACCAGAGGACACGUGGGUCCUGAAAGGAUUUCUUUUGGGAUUUCAUAUGGGAAAAACCAAAGUAAACUUAAAAACAACAAGGGAUCUGGUGGCACCUUAAAGACAGCUUUAUUUGGGCAUAAGCUUUCGUGGGUAAAAAACCACUUCUUCGGAUGCUUAGUGGACUGUACUGAAACCAACAUACUCUGUAGUGU